AUGACAUUAAGUUUUUUUCAGUAACAUUUACGAUUAUGAUGACAUACGCAUCAAUUGCGUCUCUAACAAUUAACUGUAACAACGUUGCUAAUCGAAUGAAUUUGGGAUUUGCCGGAGUUAUUGCUCCAGUUUUGGCUAUUGCGUCAUCAUUUGGGUUUGCAAGUGCAAUUGGCAUUGAGUUUACAAACAUCGUCGGGGUAAUGCCUUUUCUUGUCGUUGGAAUUGGAAUAGAUGAUAUGUUCAUACUAAUGUCUGGGAUGGCCGAUGCCCCUCCAUUGUCAAAAUCUUCAAUAAUGGAAAGAGUGGUUUUCAUGAUGCAGAAGAGUGGUAUAGCCAUCACAAUUACGUCUCUGACGGACCUUCUAGCUUUUGUUAUAGGAGCCACUUCAGUAUUCAAAAGUAUCCGCAAUUUUUGCAUAUACACAGGUGUUGCCGUUUUUUUCUGUUAUCUCAACCAACUCUUCUUUUUAUGUCCUGCCAUUCGGUUAAAUGAAGGAAGGACGAAAGAAAAACGUCAUUUUUGCCUUUGUUGGAAAGAAGUUCAACCAGACAAUCAUUACAUAGGACAUUCGAAAUGUUUCACACGCUGCACAGCUGGACACCCUCCAGAGACAAGAGAGGAUGUUGAAAGUCCCAUGGAAAAAUAUCCCAAAAACAUUAUGCUUUUUAUGUUGAGCAGUCUUUGGGGGAAGGUGCUUAUAACGAUAUCAUUUAUGACUUAUUUAGCAGCAGCAAUUUACGGCUGCUUCCAUCUUGAACAAGGUCUUCAACUGUACAAUUUAGCCGCCAAAGAUUCCUAUUUCUAUACAUACAGUGCUUGGGAUAAUGAAUUUUACACUAUAGAGCCCUAUGUACAAAUUCUAUCUAGUACUUUGCAAACGAUAGGAAUUGCAGUCGCUGUAAUGCUUUUUGUAACUUUCGCCUUCAUGCCAGAUGUACGUGUUGUUUUGAUUGUUUGUGUAACCCUUGUAUGUAUAUUAGUGGGAAUAUUUGGAUUCAUGCAUUUUUGGGAUCUUACCCUCAGUUCUAUUACUAUGAUCCAUUUGGUCAUGAGCGUUGGUUUUUCGGUAGAUUUUACUGUCCAUGUAUGUCAUGCUUUUAUAAGUGUUGAAGGGGAUGAACGAAAAGAGGUUUUGAUUAAAGCUUUAGAUAGAUCUGGGGGACCAAUCGUAAACGCAGCCUUUUCUACUUUAUUAGGAAUAUUAAUGUUGGGUUUUUCAAGUAGCUACAUUUUCAUCUCUUUUGGAAAAGUAAUGUUUCUUGUGAUUGCUUUUGGGUUGAUCCAUUCAGCUUUCUUUUUGCCACUUCUUCUGUAUUGGUUAUCGCCAUUCCUUAGGAAACAUGCGAUGACGAAGGUAAGUAGCUCUUCGCCAUGUAUGGAUACUGAAAUGAAUGCAGAAAAAUUUCCACCAAUAACAGAUUCAACUGAAAAAACAAAGAAAUCAGAUAACUUUACUGAUUUAAGUAAACCAAAAUAUUAACUUUCUCUCAUUUACAUGCAAUACUCUGUUUGUACAACAAUACCCAAUAAUUGAGUAUUAGAAUAAAGUUGUUCUUUCAGUUAUUGCUACCAAUUUAUUAAGGACUAAAAUCUUUUUUACCUGCGGUUUUUUAAGACUUUUUCCAUGUAAACGAAGUGCCGUGCUACUUUUACUGUUCAUAUAUAUAUAUAUUGAUACCUUUUACUUUGCAUGGAAUUCUGAAAAGAUUCUGUACCUUUGGACAAUCCCAAACAGAUGGAUUAUUAUUGUGUUUUAUUCGUUGGCUUUACAUAAGCAUCAUUUUGAAUUAGUGUAUUCAUUUUUUAAGAAAUUCGUUUUAAUCUUUUUUUAUCACAAUUUCAACUGUAAAACAUAACGUUUUGAGUCCUUAUUCCUUUAAGGAAAUAGUGUCAAAGGGCAAGGCCACUAAAAGGCUAAUUUCCUUGUUAAAUGUUUGCAGUACAGUUUGUAUUUCAUUUCAAAUGCUAUUGUAAGGAUACUACUUGAUAUGUUGUUUCUUAUUUUUAACUAAACUGUAUGUAAGCAUUGAUAUCGUAAGGAUUCUCUAAAGACAUAUUGCCUACCAUCUAAGAAUAUAUUCAUAAUAAGCAUUGUUGAUUUUUACAGUAGAACACUUUCAGACGAAAUUCUGAAGUAUCAUAAAAUAAGCAUUACAGAUUAAAAAAGAAUAAGCAUACGGCAGGACGAUGAAUAAAUGUAAUAUGCUUCUUUGUAUAAAUUUUCAAUGUGUAUAUUUAUGCAUUGGUAGCUUGAUUGAGUGUUUAUAUAAAAUGGUUUUAUUAUAUAUCAUAUUAUUAUUUUGAAUCAUAGACGAAAAUUAAAUAAAUUUAAUGAUUUCUU
Molecule: messenger RNA, 2342 nt
Organism: Ostrea edulis (European flat oyster)
Lineage: Eukaryota; Metazoa; Mollusca; Bivalvia; Ostreida; Ostreidae
Product: patched domain-containing protein 3-like
Exons: 4
Coding region: 36-1481 (481 amino acids)
Cellular component (GO): membrane
Source: RefSeq, a predicted model, not a curated record